UGCUUUCUCAUCCAUUAUGUUAUAUUUCAGGAUACUCUCAUGUUAUUUAUGGGAAGUUUGGUAGUUGCUGCUGCUGUUGAGAGAUGGAACUUACAUAAGAGGAUAGCUCUCAGGGCGCUUACACUAGUUGGGCCGGAGCCAAGAUGGUUGAUGUUGGGAAUUAUGUUGCCAACGUGGUUUCUGUCAAUGUGGAUGUCAAACACGGCCACCACUGCCAUGAUGAUCCCCAUACUUAACGCCAUUUUGACCCAAAUCAGAGAGGUCAAAGAAAAAGUAAAUGAAGGGAAAAGACGUGAUAGUGAUGACGAAACCACGUGUUUGCAAGAACCCCAGAACGGACAUAUUCCGAGUGAACCGCACAAACGCGAUGUGAAGGUGGUAUUAGAGAUGGACAACAUUCUAGAACCCGGACAUCCUGUCACUUUACCAAUGCCGGUAGAACCACAAAGAUUCACAAGGACAGAGAGCAGCAAUAGUUUAAAUGCAGUUGACUUUACCUCACGGUCCAUGUUAACACAGCCAGCCGAACACGCCAGAGCAGAGAACGUAUCGUAUGACAAUGCUGGCAAGUCAGAAAACGAGAAGGAAUAUGAACAGCUGGCGAAAACGUUUGCUUUGUGUACAGCUUAUGCUGCCAACAGUGGUGGUAUAGCCACAUUGACCGGUACUCCACCAAACAUUAUCCUGAAGGGUCAAGCUGAUAUACCAAUGUCGAAUGUCAGCCGAGGAGAAAGAGCACACAUUAAAAGCAAGACAGAUAAAGAGUUUGAAGAAUUGGCGAAGACUUUUGCAACCUGCGUUGCAUACGCAGCUAGCUGUGGGGGAGUGGCCACACUGACUGGAACGCCCCCUAAUAUUAUUUUAAAAGGACAAGCGGACAUUCUUUAUGGCGAAUAUGAUAUGCCAUCGGCUAUAACCUUUGCCAAUUGGCUUAUUGUCGGCAUUCCACUUUCUCUAGUCGUCUUCAUCGCAACAUGGAUAUGGCUUCAGGUUUACGCUCUUGGAAAAAAAUGUUUGUGUUGUGUAAAAUCAGAUGAAGAUUAUAGUGCAGUAAAAAUUCACCUCAAGCACGAGUAUCACAGGCUUGGUCCUAUGAGCUUUGCAGAGAAAGUAGUCCUUAUAGAUUUCAUUGCAUUAGCUCUGUUAUGGAUCAUGCGAAACCCUGUGUUCAUGCCAGGUUGGGGCAAACUCUUUCGAGAAAGAUACGUGCAGGAUUCUACAGCAGCUAUUUUCAUGUCAGUAAUCUUGUUUGUCCUUCCAAGUGAAUUACCCUUUCUUAAGAAAAAAGCUCAAAGAACUGACGAGUUGACGGCAACACAUCCGUACAUUCCACUGUUGACAUGGAAAUAUGUAAAUGAUAAGAUGGCAUGGGGAGUUCUACUUCUGAUGGGUGGAGGAUUUGCGCUCGCUGACGGCUGCAGUAAAUCGGGUUUAUCAGAAUGGUUAAGUGAGAAGUUGACAGUGUUUGCAGAUUUACCUGAAUGGUUAACAGCUGCUCUAUUAGCCUACAUUACCGCUGCUAUAACUAACGUGACCAGUAACGCUGCUACUGCCACUCUCUUCUUACCCAUUGUUGGAAGUCUGGCAAUUCGUCUGGCUGUUCAUCCUCUGUAUUUUAUGAUACCAUGUGCAGUGGCUGCCUCAUUUGCCUUUAUGUUGCCUGUUGGUACGCCUCCUAAUGCAAUUGUUUUCUCAACUGGAUACCUCAAAGUUUCUGACAUGAUGAAAGCUGGAUUUGUGAUCAACAUUGUAUCAGUGCUGAUACUGUGUCUAGCUCUCAACUCGUUCAUCUAUCCUGUAUUCGAUCUGGGCAAUAUACCUGAAAAAUUCAUGAGAAAUAACACGGCAGGGAUCACACCAGUUAUAACUGUAAUAAAUAGUACAUUAGGCUAUAAUAUCACCAAUGUAGGUACGUGAGUAGAAGAUAAGUGAAGAGUAAUGAGGGAAUAGGAUAUAAACGAAAAACAGAGAAAGAACUGUAGAAGAUGUAACAACGUAAACCAAUCAACACCUCGCUUUACUAUGGACUAUAAUUUGCCCUUUAUCUUCUCGAGAAAUAAAGACUUAACAGGUCAAAGAUGUUGUAUAGAAAUGCAAAUCAACGAUUGACUUUAAACUAUAUAAUUGAUUAGUGACAUUCGGUAAAGAAAAUAUUUAGAAAAUAAUAAAAGUUGGAACAGAUGAUAAAUCCAUGACAAACUGGCUUCGUUAAGUAAACAGAUAAUCAUGUUUAUAUAUAUAUAGCAUUAAGGUCGAAACAAGAUGAAUAAUGUGUAUGGAAUCAUUACACCAUGUUCGGAGAAGUGUGAAAAUAAGGCGAGCCAGGUCCAUGACAUCGAAAAAAACAUUUUCUAUGAGUUUCAUCAUUUAUAACACAACAGUUUUUGUCAUUUGCGUCAAGCAUUUGUUCUGAUCACUGGUCAAGAGGGUUUACGUCUUCAUUAAAAAUCGUUAAAGUUUUGCUUUAUUGAUUGCGUUUAUAAUUCCGUCAACGACUUUGUAAGAAUCAUCUUUUUCUUUCUGAGAGGCAUUAAAAAGUUUGUCUGAUAUAUAUGAAUGCAGUUAAGGAUUUUAUCGAAAUCAAAUUAUGUAAUGGCCUUAAGAUAAUGUUUGAGAAUUAUAAUAGGUCUGUAUGUGAUCAGAACAUCAUCGGAGUCUUCAUAUAAUAUUCUCAGUGUUAGUUGAUUAAAGUAUUCGUCAUUUAUGUUGGAAUUGACAAAGGUAUAAGAAGUAAAGACCAUGUCAUGUUUACAACGUUAUUUCAUAACUUCAAUAACUGAUGUAAUAUGGCUUUGAAGGGAGAAAGUUUGCAUUUAUAUACAACUGCACGAGGUGGCGCAAUAAAGAUGAAAGAAACAUCUCAUCGGUGGAGGGUUAAAGUCAUAAACUUCAUGUGUGGAAGGUCAUUUUCUCUUAACACUGUUAAACAAUAAAUAUGUGAUUGAGUGAAAAUGAUAUUUCUGUUUAUGGAUUGAUAGUGCUGAUAAUGUUAGACACGAGUUAUUUAGAAACAAAUGAGCCGCGUCACGACAAAAUCAACACAAUGGGUUUGCGACCAGCAUGGAUCCAGACCAGCCUGCGCAUCCGCGCAGUCUGAUCAGGAUCCAUGCUGUUCGCUUACAAACUCUAUAACAAGUACAGAAACUGAUAGCAAUUGGUUUUGUCAUGGCGCGGCUUAAAUAGUCUUAGUUUAAUUUAGUCAGUCAAAUAGUUGUUUGUUUAUCUCAGGAAUUAUUUUCAUUAUUUGUAAAAACAAAUAAAAUGAUUGUAACCAAGUUUUAUAGUUGUAUAAUCCAGAAAAGGUUUUAUGUAUGUGCUAUUUACAUUAAUAUUAAUACUGGCGUGAAAGUGACAGUACUGAUUUUCCAUGGUAACCGCUUUUAGUUAUUUACGGUAACAUGGGAGAAUAUGAAGGUAAUACAUUACAGUUUACUUUCCGAGAAUAUUUGUUUUUAAUCUUUGAAUGAGGAACGCUAUUGUGAUACUGAUGUAUCAAAAACAUGUAUUACGGAUAUGUCAACUAUUUUGAAAUCUGUAAGCUAUGCAUUUUUAACAUCAAAUCUCUUUGGCAUUUAAAGUUCAUACAGGGAAAAUAAAUUGUAUACAUGUAUGUUUGGCAGUAUCGAAGACUGUAAGAAGUGUCAAUAAUCUUGGUAAAAUAUAAAGUGUAGAUGGUUGUGCAUUUGAAAUCAAUGAUAGCUAUUCUGUCUCUUUUGAUAAGAAAAAAGAAACAUGUUUUGACUACAUACAUAGAAUAUAUGUAUAUAUAUUAUUGUUAAACACAGUAUGAAUACACAAUAUCAUUAAAAAAAUACUGGCAAGUUAUUUACAGGACCAUGUCAACUUGACCAGUAAAAGAGAUUGCAGCUUCCAAAACAUAGUUUGAGCAUUCUUUUAUUCAAAUUAGACAUUACCUGUAUUAAAUAAAUUUCUGCAAUAAAUUAUUUUCCCCAUAAAAGAGCAUUUUAAAACAUAAGUACGAUUUGAAAUUUAUAUACAUUCGCAGAUUUAAAUUAAUUCUGAGAAAAACAUAUUUUAUUUCUUUCAGGACAAACAAGUAAAUCAGAUACAUGUGUGUUCAUGUGCACUGAAUUAACUUUACCAUCAAUAUAGUUUUAUACCGUAUAUUACAAACAGUUUACUAUUAUUUCUAUGUACAUCUAGUUGUUAAUGGGAUAUAUACAAAUAACAAUGUUAUAUUGAAUGUUUGUUAUUAUAUAAUUAUGUUAUUUAUAAUUGAGCCGCGCCAUGACAAAACCAACAUAAUGCGUUUGCGACCAGCAUGGAUCCAGACCAGCCUGCGCAUCAGCGCAGUCUAAUCAGGACUCAUGCUGUUCGCUAUCAGUUUCUCUAUUUGUAAUAGAGUUGGUAAGCGAACAGCAUGGAUCCUGAUCAGACUGCGCGGAUGCGCAGGCUGGUCUGGAUCCAUGCUGGUCGCAAACGCACUAUGUUGGCUUUGUCAUGACGCGGCUCGUAUAAUGACUGGUGUUAUUCAUAAUAGUCACGUGUGACGACAGUCUGUUGUUUUCAUUCAGUAAUCUGCUUAAAGCAUUCCACUGACGCUUCUUUUACUUGACGGGGCUGAAAUAUUAUUUUUUUUUUUUUUUUUUUUGCUAUGUGUGUACUAUUUUAUAUAGAUCUGGACCAAUGACUUGCGUUCAUGCAUAUAUAUUAAAUGAAACUAUAAAAGCAACUUUUUCAUCUACUUUUUUUUAAAGGAUUGAAAUUAAAGUCUCACCCCAAUUGAUUUCCCCGUUCCUGUUUACUGACCAUGUGGAUGCCGUAUGUUAAACGGUAUUGCAUGGCUGCGUUCCGUAAACUUUGCUGUCAUUAGAUGAUUUGUACCCUCUCAUAUCUAUUUAUUUAAAUUCAGUGGAAAAAAACUUGCUGCCGCUUUAUCACAAAAUUUUUAAUUAAUGUUAAAGAAAAUUAAAAAAAUGAAAGCACAUUAUUGAAUGAAAGUUACUGACUUUAAUUGCAUACCAUUUAUCUUAAUACAAAUGCAUAUUGUUCUGUCCAAACAUUCAAUUACAGAUUACAUUUGAAAAAUAAAUCUAAGAUUCAACACUUUGUUCAAACAUGAAUAUACAUAUUAAAUAUCUCUAUAAGUGUAUAUGUUUGCACUGAAUAUAAGAAUAUCAGUAUUGUUAAUUAUGUAUUAUAAGGUAAUACACUAGAUUUGCUCAAAUGCUCUUCUCAACUGAGAAUUUAUCAUUUUCAUUCAUGUUCACUUAUGAAGCAGUUCUAGAAACUUAUCUUUAUCCCAAUCGAGUCUGCCUCCAGAAACAAAAUUGUUGGUUUGUCACGUGAGUAAAGUUCGCUAUGGGCUCGAACCCAAGCUCCUGUACAACUAAACCAUUGCUUUCCUGGUAAACAUUUAUUGUGAGUAAAUGUAGAAUUUGUCGAAUGUGUUAGCAAUAAAUAUUGUUAUAAUAUUAUCGUGGAGAGAGUCAGUUUUUGCAACACGUUUUUAUGGUAUUGAUUUAUUUUGUUUUGUGAAAGAUCGUUACCUACAUAAUUUUCUGAAAAAGGAUUCCCAGUAAAAGCAAUCGACAGUUUACAUUACAAUAACGAUAUCGUCCACAUUAAAGAAUAUACAAUGAACCUUGCUUGCUUUGAAAACAUUUAUGUUUUGCUUGUUAUAUUUUAUUAAUAUUUAAGACAUAUCAAUUUUUAUUUCAGCCAUUCUUAUUAUUUUGUAAAAAACUUGCAAGGUAUACUUACUUUUAAUGAGGACAUAACACGAAGUUUAAUUGUAGAAUCGAUUUUAUUAGAUUAAAUAAUGUUUUUAUUUUUCGUGGUUGUAAAAUUUCGAGGCAGCUCCAAAGUGGGAAAAUCAAUGCAAUUUAUUGAUGUCAAUUGAAUGUUUAUUAUUGUUUCAUAUAUGUCAGCUAAGUAGCAUGUACAUUUUAGAUAUAUUAGUGUAAAAUUCAUAAUGGAUUUAUAUUAAAUGUGCUUCUUUUGUAUGUCAUCAUCAUCAUUAUCAUCAUUAUCAUCAUCAUCAUCAUCAUCAGUUCUUGUAUGAUGAAAGUUGCAGACAGUUGUCACACUUUUUCUUCUUUUUUUAUAAUCAUGUCAGUUGAUUUUAACAAAUAUUUAUCAUCAAGUAUUUAAGAGCGCAAAGUGCUAUUUCCCACUCAAUGGUUAUCAGAAGUAUAUAUGUGUUUUCUUGAUAGGUAUAUACAGGGGCUUAUUCUCGUGUUUUUGACGUCGUUUUUACUGAAUAAUAUAUCUGAAAACAAAAACAAUUGCAAUCAUUUCACAUGUCUUUCAUUCAAUAUCGUUCAUUGCAAUUGAUAUCUGCAACGUUUUAUACACAUUUUCAUAACUAAACUAUCUUGCUUCAAUUUUUUUUGGGGGGCGGGGGGUAAAAAUGAUAUAUAUCAUCAAAAUUAAAUUAGGGGAGUAUGAAACAGAAUAGUAAAAAAACAUACUUUCAUGCAUGUUUGUUGAACAUUUUUUUCACAUUUUUGGAUUUUUAUUGUGUUGUUUAUUUAAUUUUGUCUUUAUUCAUUAGGUCAGAAAGACAGUCAGUUACACAUUUAAGAAAAAGAAAUUAGAAAAAUUCAAAUCAGGUUUCAUUUAAAAAAUCACUGUUCUGACAAACUUAAAGUUAAAGGGCUUUCAUAUGGAAUGACAUGUAUAACAGUAGAAAAUGUAUUCUUUAUUUUGCUUAGAUGUGCUUUGAAAUGGUGAACGCGGCUUAUAAACAUUUCAGGGAGACCUUUGCUGUUAGGAAGAUUUUUGCUGUUUCUUUUUAAGAACUAUGACUAUACAGCUUAAUAGUACUUGUAUUAUUUACUAGAAAGGUUUUACUUCUUUACACCUGGGCGUCAUAAUAGAUCAGCUUGCCCCAAGAUUUCACUUUUAUAAAAAUGAAAAUUGAAGAUGAAAUAAAUGUCAAAAAGUUGUUCAAAUCAUUCCAAUCUGAUGCAUUGGUCAAAGGAACUUAAUAUAGACCAAUUUAGAACACCCCCUCCUCACAUACUUUAAUGACAAGAGCUUAGAUUUUUAGUAUGUAGCAUCAACCCAUGGUAUUGUACAAAAGUUCUGUGAUGAUGCCCACAAGGGUAAAAUUGUUGCCCUUCCGUGCGGGUCAAUUAGUUUAUUAAGCUUAUAUUAUUAAAACACCUACAGGUAUAUUAGUCUGAUCUUAUUUAUAGUUAGCUUUAUGUCAUGUAGCAUUUCUAAGCGGUCAUGCACAACAUUUAACGCUUCAUUAAUAACGUAACAUGGGUUAAAAUGACAACCCAAUGUGUGCCCUUCAUAGCUUCUGCAUUGAAGAAUUGCGGCUUUUUAUAGCAAUGCAUAUCAGUUGAGCGAUGGACCUCUUUGUUUUCUUUGUUACGGGAGAUUCCUGACGGACCAGUACUGAAUAGAGCACAUGGCGACAUCCAGUAGAAUAAUGUUAAAUGUUUUAUUGACGAUAAGAUCUCCCCUAUAGUAAAUUAUAGGAUUGCUCAUCUGGAGGCAUGCUCCUUUACAAUGCUCAUUUAUUCAUGCUAACAUACAUAUUUGCGAAAAAUUUCUGGUUAAAGGUAUUUAAAACAUAAAAUAAAUACCGGUCUCGAAAUUGUAUCUUCAGGGAUAUAUCGAAUAUGUACCUCUUAAUAAGUAUAAAAGUGUGAUCAAAGUGUUUUGUCAUUGCGUUUAUCACAAACAUAGGGUCAUGUACACAUUUUAUUCUUGUACGUUUUUGCACACGGGUUUCACUUAUGGCGGUGUUCCAGAGUAGUCGGAAUUCACUUUAAACAUCCUGCUUCGAAAUUCUCAACACGAUAUGUGUGUUGCAUUAAAAAUUUACUGAUAUAGAAACAUUUUUUUAUAUCAUCAUUUUAUAAUAAUCAUACAGAUUUAAAUACCAUACAUAUUUGCUUUUUUGUGUGUCUGUUUUUUUUCUUAGUCAAAGGUGCUUUUUGUAUCAUAUGUAGAUGAAGGAAAGGAAGCUAUGCACUGUUUUCUUUGCUUCAACAGUAAAUAAACAGAUUUUUUUUCAGAUAUUCAGCAACGAUUUCUUGAAAAAAGGUUUUUUUUGGGUGUAGAAGUGUUCCAUGUCCGCUCUAUUGUUGAUCUUUAUUUUCAUAUUUCAAACAAUUUUCUUUUAUAUUUAAAUCAUUACACGUGUUAUAAAGCUGUUAUGUAUGUAUGUGUUGACGCCUUAUCAUGUUAAAUAUGAAAAUAAAGGAAUUUAGAAAA
Molecule: messenger RNA, 8196 nt
Organism: Ruditapes philippinarum (Manila clam)
Lineage: Eukaryota; Metazoa; Mollusca; Bivalvia; Venerida; Veneridae
Product: solute carrier family 13 member 2-like
Exons: 15
Coding region: 40-1917 (625 amino acids)
Biological process (GO): monoatomic anion transmembrane transport
Cellular component (GO): membrane
Molecular function (GO): transmembrane transporter activity
Source: RefSeq, a predicted model, not a curated record